Molecule: messenger RNA, 225 nt
Organism: Rodentolepis nana
Lineage: Eukaryota; Metazoa; Platyhelminthes; Cestoda; Cyclophyllidea; Hymenolepididae
Source: the annotation of a GenBank genome assembly
AAAAUAGAUCCUGCAAAUAUACGAGAUUUCUUUGGAACCACUUCGGAGGCCUCUAAAACGUCGGAUUCAGCCUACAUCCUGUUCUAUCAGGCUUGUGAUUCUUCCUCUUUAACAAAAAUGGGAAGUCAGUCGGGGCUUUUACAAUCUCAACAGUCAUCUGCCACUCCAGCACAUACAUCUAAUCCACAACCGUCAUCCACUUCAGCCCCAGAGUCAGUGCGAUGA